AUGCAGGCAUUGGCAACAGCAUGCUGUAAUGUUAUUGGAAGGCAAAGAACACAGCUCCAUUCUUUCCUUCCAUUUCCAAAUCAAAUUCGAUCCCUCACCUCUGGUCACCCUCUCCAAACAUUCAAAUCAUAUCCACCUGCGUUUCGACAUCCAAUUCGGGCAAUACAUGAGGCAACCGUGGCGCCUAUGACUAGCAACAAAGAAAAUCAGCCACACCCUCAAAAUUGGAAAAUUAAAAUGCUUUUCGAUGGAGAUUGCCCUCUUUGCAUGCGUGAGGUUAAUAUGCUAAGAGAGAGGAACAAAAGCUAUGGCACCAUAAAGUUUGUUGACAUAAGCUCAGAUGAGUACUCUGCAGAGGAGAAUCAAGGCCUCGACUACAAAACUGUUAUGGGAAGAAUUCAUGCAAUCCUUUCUGAUGGAACCGUGGUUACCGAUGUUCAAGCAUUCCGAAAAUUAUAUGAACAAGUUGGUCUUGGAUGGGUUUAUGCCAUUACUAAAUAUGAACCUAUUGCAACAAUAGCUGAUGCUAUAUACAGUGUGUGGGCUAAAUAUCGUCUGCAAGUUACUGGCCGACCACCUUUGGAGGUAAUCUUGGAUGCGAGAAAGAAGAAGGAUGAAAUAUGUAAUGACAGCAAUGCUUGUAAGAUGUGA
Dovyalis caffra is the source of this 651-nucleotide messenger RNA. The record is from the annotation of a GenBank genome assembly. NCBI's taxonomy places the organism in Eukaryota, Viridiplantae, Streptophyta, Magnoliopsida, Malpighiales, Salicaceae.